AUGAACGAGAUCAAUCGAUCUGAUCGUUAUAAAUUACAGAAUUGUAUAUUUGGUGGUGUAUGGCCAGGGCCUCAAAAGCCCAGUAGAGAACAAAUGCUUGCUAUGAGCUUUAAGAGAUCGAUUCGUGAAACUGAAAGUUUUUUAAUUGGAGCAACAUGUGACAAGCCUGCACAGGCAUUAGUACAGAAUACACCCGAGCCUAUUUCAAAGUUCGGCUGUGGUCGUUGCGAGAUUCCUGGAGUCACGGUUCCUAGCCGCGAAGCCAUCAAUCACCAUAUUCGCGUUUUUCCAUUGUCGUCAAAAGCUGAUAAUAAAGCAGAAUGUCGAUCAAAUCAAAACUACGAUCCAAUCAUGACAAUGGAUAGUCCAACAGAAGAUCAACGAAAAGGAUAUUUAGGAAAAUACUCGCUUCAUAAUCUUUAUGGUGGUGCUAUGAAAAAAUUGCUCAAAUUGUGGUUUUUAGAAGAUUUUAAACGUUCAAAUUGGUCAUGCUUUACAAAACUUACUAUCUUAAGCAAAACGUUAAGUCAUUAUCGAUACCCAUCAACAACAAGUAGAACUCCAAGACCACUUGUUAAAUUUCAUCGGUUUAAAGCUAAUGAGCUUCGUUUAAUUUUACUUUUUGCAGCGCCUGUGUUUAAACAUUAUUUGACCUCAACUAUUUAUAAAAAUUAUCUUUUACUUGUGUUUGCACUGCACCUUGCUGAAUCUCGUUCACUGCGAUCUGAAGAUAUUGAAGAUAUUCAAUUUUUAUCAAAUCCAAGGAAUACUUUUCUAUAUGAAUAUCCGCUAUUGUAUACCGAUCAUCACAAUCAGCAAGUGAUGCAUAGCAUUGAUCAUGUUGCGCAAAGUGUUCAGAACUAUGGUCAACUAUCAAAUUAUUCAACCUAUAAUUUUGAAUCUGUUCUUGGUAUGUUACGAGCAACUGUGCAUAGUACGAAGCAUCAUGCUAAAGAAAUUGCUAAUACAACGAAUUUACUGCGUCUAACUAUUCGAAACACUCUUGCAGAUGAUUUCAACAAUGAGCUGAAGAGUACAUUGGAACAAAUUCAAAGUAAAAGACGAAUCAACUUGAGUAGAACAUCAAUGGAUAAAAGUAGACAUCAUAGUAUUAUUAAAUUACGAAUGAAACACAAAGUCGAAGGCAGUCAAUACAAGGAUAUCCAAGAAAUGUUCCAAUAUGACGAAGUUCAACCAUAUCACAUAGCUUUUGUCGGUACAACGAGAUUUACUACAAGAGACUUUGCAAAAACAAAAAAACACGAUGACUCGUGCAUUCUUUAUC
Rotaria socialis is the source of this 1285-nucleotide messenger RNA. Lineage: Eukaryota; Metazoa; Rotifera; Eurotatoria; Philodinida; Philodinidae. The record is from the annotation of a GenBank genome assembly.